CUUUGAUUGUAACUUCGCGCGAAUUCGGUUACCUUCUGUAACCAAGGUUGUAUCCUGGCACGAUCUCGGUAUCCUUUCGAUGCCACGAGAUCGCCAGCUAAUAAACCUCGACUUGGUCCAUUAAUUGCCUUCUGAUAUUUGGCUUCUCGGGGAUUUUAUGGAGUCAUUUGGAACGAGCUUCUUACGCCUUCUGAUCUAUUUGGCACGUGUUUCUUGGUAGCGGUGUUCAUAGUUAAUCUCAACUCGACGCCACGCUACACUUCAUUGUUUUUUAAACAUCUAAGACUUUUUAUUUAUUAUAUUUUCGGCGUUUUCAGGUGACUCAACAACCAGUGGCAAUGGCGAAAUGCCACUGAUCUCUGGCCAAACCAUCCAUCGGACAGAUCGCUGAUUUUCGAACAGUUUAACGGGCCCCAUUAGAGUCAAGGACAGCUAAUGCGGACCAACUGGUUAAAGAUCACAGACUAGCACAUGCAGCAAUGGCUCUGCUACAUAAUUACUUAGUCUGUUACAGUAAUGCAUUUCUAUAAUAACGCCAUGAUUGUUUUAUACAAUCAGUAAAAUUGCUGCAUUGUGUGAAUAUCACAAAAUUUGAGAUCCACUUUGUGGAUUAACUGUGCUGUGUUACUUCAGCGUAAGCUAGCUGGUCUCGUCUUUACGUCGAAAUCGAAUAGACCCCGACCAACCAACUGUGGAAAAACGCAUUGCAUGUACAUGAACAAUCUUAGUCUACAUCCUAACUAGACACUUUUUCAUACGUAAUAUGUCACUCAACGCUAGAUGAUAAGCUCUUUGCAUCAGCCUUUUGAGAAAUGGUCACGCUAUUUGAACCCUCUAAACUUUAGUUACAUUGUUUGUUACCAUUUUUACUGUUUGCUAUACGCUUUGUAAUUGCUGUUAUCUUACAGGGUAAAUAAUGGCUGGACUUUCUUAUUACACUAAGGUCAUUUUAAUUCCUUUUCUGAUUUAUUUGCAUGAGCUAUGGGUAUGAAAAAUAUCUAAACGACCUCUGAAAGUCUCCACGAACCCCGCCAUGGUAUUCGUGCAUGCUUUUAUUCACACAAUCAACUGUCAUACUAAUAAUACCACAACGAACGUUCAGUGAAACUGCCAGUGUGCGUAAGAACGAUGUUGUUUCAAUAUGACAUUCUAACACAUCAGAACUAUUGUAGCCUUUCAACUUCGACGUCGUGCUUUAUUUUAUAAAGUAUUGUUUCUUCGUUGCUAUUAUCUAACAGAUGAUUUUGGUACAUCAAUUAGCUGUUUAACUGCUCGACGUUCUAAAACAUAUCCAGUUCGAUUGGUGGUAUGACGAUACUAUUAUUCACACCAAUCAUCAGUCUACGCAGUCGAGAGAAUCUUCUGCAAACUGAAAACGAUGGUGUCGCCUCUAUCGCAACACUGACAGCGUUUUUCAUUGGUAUAAUUGGCAUGAGUUCAUAGUGACACUCUUGAACUCUUAUGUCCUUUUAGAUUUUUUACGUUUCACUUAUCGAACAAACAUACAGUAAUCACUGCUUAUCAUUUCAUAGAGAGUUCAUUGUGUCACCUUCGCUCUCGAUUUGUAGUCUUCCAUCCUUACUGAUCAUGACAACAAUCAUCGGCCUUUCAAACUCUGAAUACAACUUGAUCAGUAGCUUCGCAUAACGAAAUCUCGACCUCUCUUCACAGCUAUACUUUCGUACUUACUGUUAGUCUGUUAUAAAUAGAUAUAACUAGAAUUCAACACUUACGAACAGAAGCUGUAAACCACACUGUACAAACAUUGACAUCAAUUGAUAAUACACUUAUUGUGCUAUCACUGUAGAAGCAUUACUCUUUCGGCAAACUUACCGUUUCUCGUCUGAGGAACUCAAUCAUAUUUCAAAGCUACCUAUUUCAACUCGACUUGAUAGAACUCUUGAACGUUAUAUUUUUUUUAUUAUUUCUGUGGUUACUCACUUUAUAUUCAACCAACGUUCUAGUAACUUAUUAUUAUUUGAUGUUUCCCGAUCACAUUCUGCCGCCCCCUUUCCAUUUGUCUUACAGCUCAGCAAUACCCGGAGGAUUCAUAAUAAUCGUUUGGCAACCUCCGGCGUGCGACUACUCCCAACAUGUUUGGUGCCGAUUCAAACUGCCAUUGAAUCCAGUGGGAGAGUAUUUUGGGGUCAGCGAAAUGUCACUGAGCCCUAGACAUAUCAUCCGGCAGUUGGGUUACUGAAUAUCAAACAGAUCAUCGAUCCCUGUCAAGGUCAAAUACAAACAACGUGCAUCAGUUAAUCGUAUGUCAUGGACUGGCCCAUGUGUAACCUACAAUAAAUGGGUUCAAUAAGUGACGGAAACGAAUUGAACGAGGAUAGUUCAAAACGAAAAUUAAAAAGAGGUCAUUCCGGUGUGAAUCAGUUAGGUGGAAUGUUCGUUAAUGGUCGACCUCUGCCCGAUACAACACGUCAACGGAUUAUUGAGUUAGCUCAUUCAGGUGCUCGUCCAUGUGAUAUAUCACGUAUUCUACAAGUAUCCAAUGGUUGUGUCUCAAAGAUAUUAUGUCGUUAUUAUGAAACUGGUUCAAUUAGACCAAAAGCGAUUGGUGGAAGUAAACCAAGGGUUGCUACAAAUGCAGUUGUUAACAAAAUUGAUAUUUAUAAACGUGAAUGUCCGUCAAUAUUUGCUUGGGAAAUACGUGAUCGAUUAUUACAAGAAGGGGUAUGCACACCGGAUAAUAUACCAAGUGUCUCAUCUAUCAAUAGAGUUCUUCGCAAUUUGUCAAACGAAUCACAAAGACAAUUGUCGUCUGCCGCAGCAGCCGCUGCUGUAGCUGCGGCCGCUGUUGCCGCUCAAGCUGUUGUACACAGAAAUGAAGUGAAUUCAAAUUCAAUGGGUGUAUCGAAUACAAAUCAACAUAUUUCAACACAAAAUUACCUAUCAAAUAUGAAAUGUGAUUUACAUGGUUUAACUAAAUCAUUUAUGCCAUCUAUGUUUAAUUUUACACCAUAUCAUGUAACAAACAACAAUAAUAAUGCAAAUAACAAUAAUAAUAUCAAUAAUAAUCAUAAUAUAUUCACAAUGCCACCUUCGAUAUCACAAUUCUAUAGUCAACAAAAUUCAAAUCUAAACAGACAUUCUACCAGUUGUUUUAAUGACCAUAAUGUGAUUGAAUCACAUAGAACUGUUCUUAAUACACCUCAUAUACAUGCAAAUAAUACAAUCUAUUCUAAUUUAAAUCAAAACCCACAUUCACCGAUAAUAUCCUGCUUCCAAACAGGAAAUGGUAUAAAUAAAUCUGUCCAGUCGAAUUUUAGACAUGAAAACUUACACUCGAUGCGUUUGCCUUAUGAUAAAUUUAAUGAUUUAUUAAUAACUGCAUCAUCGAGCGCAUCACAAACUUCAUGGGCACAAGCAUGGUAUUCAGCAGCGGCUGCAUCGGCCAAUAGUGUUUAUUCCACUUUAUAUAAUUCAUCUAAUUCAAGUCAGAAAAAUGAAUUCCUUCAGGAAAGACAGUUUUCACCAUCUUUAAAUUACUUAAAUCAUUGUGGACUGCCUGGGUUUUAUCAAAACCUAGAAAAUGCAGUUAACUCAGUGAAUGACACUAAUAUGGGAACGAAGUGUUCAGGGAAUGUGGAUAUCAAUAAUGAACUAGAUAAUCGUAGUAUAAGUGAAUUAUCACCUCAUUGUUCUGAACAACAGUCACAUCAUCGUCAUCAAGAGAAAUCAUCUAUGCUAUCCCAUCAGUCAUUGCAUAAUACAUUACCUAUAUAUAAUGAAAAUAGCUCACCAGUGCAUCAGUCAUUAUUAUCAAAUAAUUAUGAGUUGAAACUGGACUCUAAAUGGUCAUUCAAUGCAGAUUCAUUACGUCAUUACAACGAUCAGCACCAUCAAACACAUCAGCAUCAAACUAUGCAUCAACAAGCCGAAAACCAUCAGAGAUCAAACAAUAAUUUGUUCAAAUCCGAGACAGAAGAAUUUAAACAGUUAGUUUCUUCUCUAGAUGACAAGGAAAAAACAGAUAGACCGAGAAGAAGGUUUUCAAUAAACCCAUUGUUUACUUAUGAAAAUAUAAGUAAUGUGAAUGAGAAUACAGCAAAUUUUAUGCAGUCACAUAAAGAUGAUUUUGUUAGCACGCAUCUACAUCAUUAUUUAUCAAGUAGAGAUAUGCAAAGUAUUGAUGAGCAGUCAUUUCCUCAUAUAGAUAAGGAGCAUAGAAUGAACGAAUCACAAUUGGGAAUAGAUGAUGAUGAAGAUGAUGAUAAUGACGAUGGUGAAGAUGAUGAUUGUGAUGAUUUGGUUAAUUGUAAUGCAGCAAUUAGCUCAGCAUCAGCUGUUUCAAGUAGUAACGAAAAUCAUGUAAAUCAAUCGUUAUCAUCGUCUUCUGCUAAAAUCCUAGACUCAAAGUUAACAACGAAUUUAUAUCUUAAGCAAAUAAACGAUUCUAAAGAAAGAAAUAUUGGUAGUGAAACAUAUUCAUGUAGAAAUUCUGUAAAUGAGAAUCGAAUUGUUUGUGAUGACAGCUUCACAGAAAAUAACCAGUUACUUAUGACAAGAGGAUCAAAUCCAGAAUUUUUUGAAGGAGAAUGUCAUGAAAAUUUUACAAGAAAAUUAAAUGAAAUUAAUUCAAGACAUGAACAUGAACAACAAUAUAAUAUAAUGAAAAUAAAUCGAAUGAAUGAACUUUUACAGGGGAACAAUAAUGAUCAGACAACUUUACAGCAACCACGAACACCGAUAACAACAUCAUCUUCAUCAUCGUCAACAGUAAUGACAGAGAAUGCAAAUAAAUUUAUACAAUUGACCAAUAACAUUACUCCUACUACUACUACUACUACUAGUGGUGUUAGUAUUAGUAAUGAUAGUAGUGGUAAUAUGACAAGUGAAAGAAAUCACUUUAUACAAAAUCAAUUAAACACGCAAUUCUAUCAUGAAUUAAAUGAAACACAAGAAACAUUUUUAGAAACAUUACAUGCAAACCAAAUAGAACAGCCAAAAGAAUUAACUAAAAAUAGAAUCUUUCUUAAUAAAGAUAAUUCUGAUUUAUGUGUUAGAACAAUGAAUAAAAGACCGAAUAGUAUUACUGCAAUUGUUCAAUCAAUAUCAACAACAACAUCAUCAACAUCAGUAUCGCCGUUGAAUAGUUCAAAAUCCGAAUUGAAUGAAAGAUCUAAUUCUGUAUUAAGUGAAAUAAAUUUCUCACAAAUGAUUAUGACUGAUGAAAAAUAUCAAAGUAAUAAACAGAAGCAGUCAGACCAACAACAACAACAUCGUCAUCAUCAUCAUGAGGAGCAACUGCAGCAGCAACAACAACAACGCAGUCGCACUUCAUUCUCUAAUCUUCAAUUAGAAGAACUUGAAAGAGAAUUUGAGCAUACACACUAUCCUGAUGUGUUUUCUCGUGAAAAGUUAUCCAGUCGAAUCCUACUGCCUGAAACCCGUAUACAAGUUUGGUUUUCUAAUAGACGUGCAAAAUGGAGACGUGAAGAAAAAAUGCGAAUGAAACAAUUAGCUUCUAGAAAUCAACAAAAAUCAAUUCAUCAUCAGUACCAUAGUAACGAUAAUAAUAACAACAAGAUCAAUCCAUUAAUAUCAAGUUUAACAAUGACACCAACAAUAAAAUCUGUUGUAAACACUACCUAUGUCAAUAAUACUGAUAACAGUCUAAAAGAUAAAAUCAAUAAUACUUCCAGAAUCGUGGAAAGAAAUAAUUCAAAUCGUUCAAUUUAUUCUGAAAUUCCAAAUAAAAGUAAUGAUAAUAAUAUACAUAUGACAAAUUGUAUUGAUAAUGUAUCUAAUAAAAAUAUUGAUUGUGGAUCAACUGAUCUACUCAGAUUACAGGAUGAACAUAAAAUUCCAUCAUCUAAAGUUCCUGUAAAAGUUAGUAAAUUAAAUGAUUUCUUAUCAUUAUCAUCUACCAGGUAUUCAACUACUGAUUUAUUGGUUAAAAAGAAUAUUGAUGAAAGAUAUAAUCUUCAUCAUAAUCCUUUCUAUCAUAACAUAGAAGAGAAACACUGGACUUAUCUACCUCCACAUCUACAAAUUCAAUCACAAAAUAAUUUGGAUCAAUCAACAAUUGAACAACAAGCAUGUUUGAGUAAUAUACAAAAUAUAACCAAGAAUUUUGCUUAAAUUUUAACAUCUCGUCACUAUUAAGAACAACAAUAACAGAACUAACAAAGAAAAAAAACAUCUUCAGUAUUUAAUUUUGAUGAAUGAGCAAUAUCGUUUUCAAUAUUCACACUAAUUUGUUGUACAGUGAUUUUAAAAUAUUUGCAAAUAUACCAUUAAUUUAUUAGAUUGUAUACAACCAUUUUGUUUGUAUGAUAGGAACUUAUUUCAACGAUAGUAGGUAAUGUUACUUCAUUCAUUAAGUGAAGAGAUUUUUGAUUGGGACAUUGUGCAUUAGCUCAUCUAGUUUUCUGUAAUUUAUAAGCGCUAGUUAUAUAAAUCAUAGUAAAUCUCCGGUUUGAUAUAUUUGGUGAAAAUAAAAGCGAAAAUUGAAUUCAAUGACUCUUAGUUUUAAAGUGAAAAAUUUCCAAAUGCCUACAUAUUUCAUUAUAUUCACUGGGAUUUUACUAUGAGAAACUGACGUACUUUAGUCAGGUAGGUAGUAUAUAUCUAUGUAAUUUACUGAAAAUAUUAAAUCCUCAGUAAUGGCGGAAACCUGGUAAUCUAGGAAUGCAACAUGAGGACUGAUGUAACUGUAGGCAGUGUAUCCAAUUUUGAUUGGCUUGAGACAUUAAGAGGUUCAUACCAUGCAUUGUUUCUAUUUAAUAAUGGCUUGUAUGACGAGCAUAUCAUCUCUUUCUUCUGACGGACUACAAAUUACACGUUUUCCCAUCCAUAUUACUGACUUGUGAGAGUCAGCACAGCUACAUACAAUUCACUCAUUUAUAUAUUAAAACGGUUAAACUAUAGUAUACAAUUAAUUGAAAAUUUUAUAACUGAACUAAUUACAUAUGACAAUUGAAUGCCAAAUCUUAAGCGAGUCUAUAUAUGGCUGGACGGAAAUGAUGUAAAAUAACUGGUCAGCUUACUUAAAGACAUUAUUCAAUCAGAUGGAACUUACUAACCCAUGUUUUAGACUUUUUUCCGGAUCACAUCCUAACGAUCAUGUGUUCAGAACUGAUGAAGUGGUAUGUUCCUUGAAAUGCUCCGACAUUCCUAGGGUUUCUUCGAUCCACAAAUUCAAUAUUUUCUGAAUGUUAUUUAUAGUCACUGAUAGAACCAGUUAGAUAUCAUGUCACAUGACAACUAAUCCACUCUGUAAGAACGUUUACCUAAGAUUUACGAUUAACAGAAAAUCAGACUGUAACCGAGAUUAGGUUUCCCAUUCGAAAGCAAAUGAAAAAUCUUUGGAAAGAAAGAAAUUCUAUUAUUAAGUUACCGAGUGUGUAAACACGAGAAUCUCUGAGCAACGCAAUUUUAACCACGAAUAGCAAACUGGUCCUACAGUUUCAUCAAGAAGCAUAAAUCAUUAAAUAAAACACCGGAUCUGUUGGUGAACAUAUCUAGGUUAGAUAAACGUUGAAAACCAGGAAAACACUGAAUGACCGUUUUGUUCCAGUACGG
This is a messenger RNA of Schistosoma haematobium, 7536 nucleotides long. RefSeq lists its product as uncharacterized. NCBI's taxonomy places the organism in Eukaryota, Metazoa, Platyhelminthes, Trematoda, Strigeidida, Schistosomatidae. Gene Ontology annotation, biological process: anatomical structure development; regulation of transcription by RNA polymerase II. The coding region runs from base 2299 to 6093 and encodes 1264 amino acids. The record is from RefSeq and is a predicted model, not a curated record. Gene Ontology annotation, molecular function: DNA-binding transcription factor activity, RNA polymerase II-specific; RNA polymerase II cis-regulatory region sequence-specific DNA binding. The transcript has 6 exons.